GACGAAAGUCUAGGUGCACUUCAUCUAAUGCUUAGUUUUGUACGGUCUUUUGUGAGCUUCAUUAAGCCCUAUAUUUUUAGCUACUGGCGCCCGUUGUCACGGUUAUGGAAGAGGGGGAACUUUACGCGCUGGAAUAAAACUAUCGCUAUUUCAUCUGACAGUCUAAACCCCUUCGUGUACUAAUUGAGUCCAAUCGUAUGAUUGUAGCACGGAAGAAGAAGAAGUAGAACCUCAUCUCAAAGCAUGUCAAAUUUCUUUGCUUCUCGCAUGAUAAUAUUACAGCCCGCCAUUUUAUCAUCUUUUGGCUGAAUCGCGGUGCACUUCCGGAUUUUCAUUUGUAACCAUUUGGCUGCUACUUGAGGGGGAGAAGAAAGUAACUGUAAAUGCAAAAUUUGUUUCUGAAUCAUCAACGAGGCCGAACAGCUGCACGAGAUGAGCCGCAUGACGGGAAACUACCGCAGCCACUUAGUAGUUUCUCCUGGACGUAUUCGCUCGGUGAACGAGUGGCUCCAGCGACGGGGCACUGCUCUUUCCGCAUUCCUGUUGCUCUCGCAGGAGUUAGAUUGGCUAGCACAGGAGAGGAUUGGUUCUCACAGGUUUGCGUUUGCAAAUACUAGCACGACAACCUCCCUGAUCAUAUCAAAAAGAAAGACGUCGACAGUGUAUAUGUCAAAAGUAGUCAAGAUCAUGCAAAGGAAGUACAUCAGACGGUAGAAAUCGUAUAAUCAUCUGUUAUUUAUUGCAGCGAUCGUACAAGAAGGCGAAGGCCUGCUGCGCUAUGAUGCCCUGAGCAAAGAGACUUUUCCUUGCGUUAUUGACAAGACCGUCGUAAAAACAUCGAGUGCUUGUAGUUUUCUGUAUGAUAUUAUCAGGAACAUUCUCAUCCGGGAGUGCGAAACAUCACUGGAGUGUGCAGCGGGACAAACACGCCACUGCGUGAGAGUAUGGACUGCAAAAGUUGUAAGUACUAUCGCAACAACACGUAUACGUACUAGAGUCUGCCUCAGACCACGAGUUGCACUUUAGCAAGGUCGAAGAGGUUAAGAGGUUCUAAGGUUUUCUUGCAUCCACCUUUGGUGUUACUUGUCCCUAAGUGAAUGCGAUGUUGAACAACAACUUCUUUUGCACCGGAUACAUUUAGCCUUUCCGCAAGUCGGCAACGAGGUGAUCUUUGUGCCGGAAUUGCACAACGGGGUCUUCGAUGCAGCGUACGACUACCGUCUCUCCUGGUACGACCUACGCUACAGCUCCUACCUCUCCCGCACGGCAAUCGCCGAGCGGUGGCGCCUGACCCAACACAAAAAGAUCGAUCCGACAGUUACCGCCCAUGUCCUCGGAUACCACGAGGCAAGCUACCCCGAGAUCCUGACCAAUGCGACAGCUGCUGCAGCCCCCUACACAGACAUCCUGGAGUACCCAACGGUAACCCGGCCGGUGUUGAAGGUGCGCUACACGUUCGGAACCGUGUGUCCCAACUGGGCCUGGUACCACGUAGCAACGUUAGAGAUCAAUCCGGCCUACUGCGCGCGCAGCAAUAAAACGCAAACGCGGACCGAAAACGGGGGUUGUCUGUACCACGUGACCACCUGCUGUGGGGCGUUGGAGACUUUGACGGACGGGCACGCGUACGCUGCGCAGGAUGUCGCGCCCUACGAGGUCACCGUCCGGUCUAGUUUGGUCAAGCCCCCCUGCGUGUGUCCGAACGGGUACGCGAUGCUGUACCCACGGUGCGAGUUUUACAAUACCCGCGCGCAAGCAUGCCGAGCGUGCCGGCCGGGUUACGGACUGACGGGAGACUUCACCUGCGAGUGGGGCGCUACGAGUAUCACAGAGCCACCUAUGCAAGAAAGAACUGUGUAAGUGUAAGUCUGUGAUGCAGAAAAUACAAAACAGUUACAUGACACUUGUCAUGGUGUCCACCUAUUAUAGCGUCCUCUUUUCAACAUACGAGCUUCCACGUACUCGCUGCCCGUGAACAAGUCAGGGCUUCUCUGUCAUGCAGAGCGAAUUUGUCAUGCUGUCACCCCGAGACACAAACACAGUUUUUUUUCUUGGAUACCACCAGCUCUUGAUGUGACGAACGCCGGGACAUACAACAUCAGGUCAAUCACCGGCAAUGCCCACUGA
Molecule: messenger RNA, 2127 nt
Organism: Amoebophrya sp. A120
Lineage: Eukaryota; Dinophyceae; Syndiniales; Amoebophryaceae
Source: the annotation of a GenBank genome assembly